Chelmon rostratus (copperband butterflyfish) is the source of this 4217-nucleotide messenger RNA. Its product is annotated as histamine N-methyltransferase-like. Gene Ontology annotation, molecular function: N-methyltransferase activity. The coding region runs from base 2517 to 3428 and encodes 303 amino acids. The record is from RefSeq and is a predicted model, not a curated record. The transcript has 5 exons. NCBI's taxonomy places the organism in Eukaryota, Metazoa, Chordata, Actinopteri, Chaetodontiformes, Chaetodontidae.
ACACGAACACACACACACACACACACACACACACACUUGUAUUGACAACAGAAUAGAAUACAUCAAAGUACAGUUAAAUAUUUUCAUUAGCUUUUACAAUGAUACAGUAUGCUGUACAGUAGUGUUAUAGUGGAGUUCCUCAAUGUGUCUAAGCUGAAGAUUAAUAAACCAGACUUGACCAAUACAGACAAAAUACAGUGAAGGGGCUGAAGCGAAAUCAAUGAGAAGAACAUUAGAGUGAGAAGAACAACUGAUAUUAGUUUUCGAGACGCUGCAGUUUACUGGUCAUUUUUUAAAGGUCCAGCUCAGUACAUUUUAAACAAAUUAAGGGACCCUUACAAAAAUGUUUGAUUUUGUGUCAAAAAAAAAAAAAACAUGUAAUAAUUGCCAGAAUAUCAAUAAUAGAUCACCAGAACUCUCAAACAUUGUUACUGGCCUCAAAAAUCCUGUAAUUCUCAAACUCUAUUGAACAUGUUCAGUAACUCUUGUUAUGAUGUGACAUGAUUGUUGCUGAUUAACUAGAUUGCCAUGGAGCAGUCUUAACCUUUACACAGCGGAGGGAGGAAACCGGUUUCAGUGCAGUAUAUACUGAACCACUGAUUAAUCAUCUUCAUACUACGGUGCUGGCUCGGAACAGGUAAAAAAAACCCCACAAGCACGACACAAGGUAGUACAGGUUAAGAGCGAAGUCCAAAGUCUUUCGUCUAAAACAAGCAGUUAUCAGAACCGAGAGGUUGGUCAGGAGAGGGGCAGGUGAGGAAUCAGAGUCCAGGAAUCAGGUAGGGGUUCAGGAUCCAGACAACAAGAAACAAUGAAAGCUUAGCAAAAUGCAAACAACAGUCUGGCAGAGGACUAGUGCAAGUGGCCCAGUUUUGAUGCUACUGAGGUAAUCAGAGGGAGUGGAGAGCAGUUGAGUAAGUGGGUGGAGCAGGUCAGGUGUUGAAAGUGGAGGGAAUGAGGUAAAGGUAAAAGGUGUGUGUGGAUCUGCAGUGACAGGGAGGUAUGUCAGGUAUUGAGAAAACAUUACCCAAGAACAUGUCUGUAAAGAUUCCCAUCCAUCCUGCUUGAGGUUCCAGAAGACGUUUGGCCUCUUCUUCAGGUCUAACUGACCACUGGGGAGUCCUGGGCAUUCAUCCUCUUGCAGGAUCGUUCACACCUUGGGAGUCAUUAAGGCCGCAUGUGAGGCGUUGUGUGACUCCUGGUGUGAAUAGCUGUUGAGGGAUCUCAGCACUGCAUUGUCAGUACACUUAACGACUCACAUGAUGGCCGAGUGGAUCGUUGACUCACUUGUGACAUCAACAACUCACAAGGUGUGACCAAUCCUGCCAGAGGAUAAAUGCCUUGGACUCCCCAGGCCAGUUAGAACUGAAGAAGCCUUUUGGAUGAAAGACCAAACGUCUUCUAGAACCUCAAACAAGUCCAUUUAGAAGUACCCGAGCACAUGUUAAGGACGGAGCUGGGGCACUCUUCCCACCUGCUUUUCACCAUGUUUCACAUGAUGUUAAUGUUAUGAAACUGUCGCAGUUUGUUAGGUUUAGGAAAAUAGUUCAUGAUCUGUAAACUAAAGACAAACAUAGUAUAAAGAGUGGCAAAGUCCACAUAAGGACGCGGACAAGAUUGACAGUUGGGUCAAACACAGGACUUUAAAACCAGAGACCAGGGUUCGUUUCCUGUGUUAAACCAGGUUAUUUUAACCCAAUGAUCUCUUUCUCUUUUCGGCCAUGCUCAAACAUCCCCCGAUUCUCUCAGGAAACAGAAGUGAGACUCUACCGCGUGGAGAGCCAAUCACAUCGCAGUCUUUUGCGUACUAAUUGGGUGCAGUUAGCAUGCUCUGGCACCGGAACACAGCCGCAACCGCAGCUCACGACAGAGGGAUGGUUACAGGGGAAAAAAACAGGCAGAACGACUAAAUGAAUGCAUGACAGAGAGCAAGAGAUCAGGAGGGAUGUGUGAUGCUGUGAAACUUGCACAUGUAUUGUUAAAUUCAUGGAUUGUAAAUGAUUUAGCUGGUCCCAAAUCCAAAUAAAGGACAUUUAAGUGUUACAGUGCAGCUUUUUCUAUCAAUAUGUCACUCUGGUGAUUAAAAGUCAAGCAACAUGCUCUGUGUGUUAAUCAUGAGAACACAGUCAGCACUGUUAGGAUUAAACUCAGAAUUUGUAAAUAUUAUUUAUGGGUUGCAUCAUGCUGUUUAUGACUGUCGUGCCCUCAAAUGCACAUAUUUGAAUGCACAAAUGUGCAUAGAUUAACCAGCUAAACAAGGUGCGUGCGAAUGACAGUGAGUGUUCAUGGAAAUUUUCUCUUCUUGCAUUUGUUCCACGUCGAUACAACCCCGAGCUGCGCGGGGCCAGCGCCACGCUGCAGAGAACCAAACCCCGGCUCCCUGCUCCUGCUGACAAGAAGCAGAUCAGAGAGGAAUCUGCAGAGAUAUGACGCACAAGUUAAUUAAAAAGUGUAAUCGUGUUAUUAAAAAAAUCAGACGGUGAGUGACAGAACGUGUCAAAGCCUCGGUGCUGGAGAUGCUUCAGACGCCAGAUCACAACAUCUCACGUACCCGAGUGUCAGGCAGAAUUGACAGCUACAAGCCCAAAUAUGUGACCCACAUUUGGCAGGUUGGAGGAUGUGAAUUUCCAGACUUGACUGUUGCGAAGACUCAAAGCGUUUUUUUCUGCUCUCCCCUCAGCGUCGGAGAUGGAAAGUCCCAUCUAAAUGUCAUUGGAGUUGGAAGUGGAGAUGGUGAGAUUGACCUUGAGAUGCUCUCUGAGCUCCGUCUGAAGCACCCGGGGGUGACAGUGGAUAACGAGGUGGUGGAGCCAAGUGCCCAGCAGCUACACAAGUACAGAGUUUCGGUGUCACAGAAACCAGCUUUAGAUUACAUCAAAUUUAACUGGAACAAGAUGACUGCCUCUGAGUUUGAGGAGCAGUGGAAAGCGAAGAAGACGACGAAGAAGGCUGACUUCAUUCACAUGAUCCAGAUGCUGUAUUACGUGAAGGAUCCUGGAGCCACUAUCAGCUUCUUCCAGAGUCUCCUCGACAAGAAUGGGAAGCUUCUUAUCAUCCUGGUGUCUGGUGAGAGUGGCUGGGCAAGGCUGUGGCAGGCGAACAGGACCCAGCUCUGCAACACGGAAAUAAGUCAGUGGGUGACCACCGGAGACGUCAAAAGCUACCUGGACUCCAAGGGAGUGAGGUACCAGAACUACGAGCUGCCAUCGCAAAUGGACAUCACCGAAUGUUUCACCGAGGGGGACGAGAAGGGAGAGCUGCUGCUCGAUUUUCUCACUGAGGUGCUGGACUUCAGUAAGACGGCCUCUCCUGAGCUGAAAGCUGCCAUCAUGGAGCUGCUGAGGCACCCAGACUGUAGUGUAGAGUCCAACGGCAGAGUUAUGUUUAACAACAACCUUGGGGUGAUAGUCAUCGAUCAGCUCGCUUAAAAGCGGGCUGUUCAUGAAUGUGAAUGUGAACUCUGAAGCACAUGAGUAAUGUAGUUGUUUUUAUUUAGUUAAUUAAUUUUAAACACAUUUAAAUUGCACUGCUUAUACUUGACUGCAUAUAUGAACACGCUUUUAGACUAUGUGCAAAUGCCUUGGUUUACAUGAUCGAUUUUGUACAAACCUGCUUCUACACAACCUGAUUCUGAUCUCCAGGACUGUUUUGAUAAUAUAGAUUUUCUAAGAAUAGUCAUUUUAUGUUGAUGCCAGUAUGACUGAUUCUAUGUUAUCUUCUGUCUAAUCUACGUUUGUGCAAAGUGAAAGUGGCUUGAUUGUAAUUUGUCUUUUUUCAAACCACUUUUCAUUUCAUUGUCACGAGCCAGCCAAACAAAAUGUGAAGAUCAGAGUUUUAAUCAGCUUUAGACAUCAGCUUCAGAUUCAAGUAUCAUAUAAUUUUUAUGAGCUACAGCUGGCAGGCUGUGCUUCCAGCCCCAUUACACUGCUGCGCUCAUUGGCUCACCGAUACUUUGGAAAUAUGAAAAUAAAUGGAAAAUUGAACACUUAAUUUUCCAUGGAGAUUGAGCUGUUUAGAUCAACUGAAUACACAUGCAGAAAUGUCUGGAUUUUGUGUCCUUGCUUUUGAAUGUUAUACAUUGAAUUAUAUUUACAUCACUGAGAGAAUUUGACAAAUGAUAAACCAGGACCUGGUUAGUCUGUUCUGUCUAUUUUUGCAUAGUAGAUGUUGUGGAAUUAACAUCUGACAAAAAAAAAUUAAAGGCUUUACAACCUGCA